AAUACAUCAUUAAAUUACGUCAAGUUGUUUGGUUACUUAAAUACAUAUUGUGUGAUAAUGGUAAAAUCGAAUCUAAUAUUUCGUCAGUUGUUUGAUUCGGACACAUCAACAUACACGUAUUUGCUUGGAUGUGAAAAAACCAAAGAUGCCAUGAUCAUUGAACCUGUACUUGAAUGUGUUGAAAGAGAUUUAAAACUUGUGAAUGAGCUUGGGUUGAAUCUAAUAUAUGGAGUUAACACGCAUGUACACACUGAUCACACCACUGGCACUGGUCAGAUCAAGAAGUCUAUACCAAACUGUAAAUCGGUGUUGGGAGCAAAUAGUGGUGGAAAAGCUGAUCUUUAUUUGAAAGAUGGAGAUAAUCUGUUGGUUGGAAACUUGACGGUUGAAUGUCGAUACACACCUGGUCAUACUCUGGGUUGUUUCACGUUUGUUCUUCAUGAAGAUCGAAUCGCUUUUACCGGGGAUGCUGUCUUUGUCAGGGGGUGUGGGAGGACUGACUUACAUCACAGUUGUGCGAAAACUCUGUACCACUCCGUGCACAGCAAAAUAUUCUCAUUACCCUCAGAUUAUAAACUUUAUCCAGCUCAUGAUUAUAAAGGUAUGAGUGUGACAACGGUGGGUGAAGAGAAACUUUACAAUCCACGAUUAACUAAAACUGUUGAUGAGUUUGUGCAAAUAAUGAGCAAUCUUAAACUAGAUUUACCAAGGAGAAUAGAUACUUCUUAUCCUGCAAACCUGGUGUGUGGAAUUCAAGACUAAUAUACCAUAUGGUCAAAACUAAUAAAUUUUAUGCUUAUUAAAAAAUCAAUACUGAUCAUUACUCGCUACUAACUUGUGUUUUUUACCUCGAUUGGUUGCACUAGUAUUAUGCAAUCGUUGUUUUAAUAAUUACCUAAUGUAAAUAUUUUAUGUUAAUUUAUAUUUAUUUCAUGUGAUAUUGUAUUUUGUUUAUGCAAAAAAACUUGGCAAUUAUUUAAAUCUAUUUAUUUAUAUAUUUGAUUUGUAUCUUAACCUCAAGAUUUAAUUUGUGGUAGUUUUUGUGUCUAUGGUCCCCUGGAAUAAAAUUAAUUUAUGCUAUUAUGUCACGGACAAAAGGUGUUUCUCUUUGGAAACAGGAUAAAUAAAUUUGAUCAGAUUGUA
Ciona intestinalis (vase tunicate) is the source of this 1143-nucleotide messenger RNA. The record is from RefSeq and is a predicted model, not a curated record. Lineage: Eukaryota; Metazoa; Chordata; Ascidiacea; Phlebobranchia; Cionidae.